AUUUAUACCUCUCAUGAAACUUGAAAGUUAACUUUAUUUUCGUAUAUAUAAAAGCUCUUACCAUUAUGAACUCCAAUUUAUAGCUUUAAAUGUCUUAAUGCUGUAGAAAUUACAAUGAUACGUCGCCCACUAUAACUUUAUAAACAUUCGAGUUGAUGGUUGAAUUUAUAAAAACUGACGAUGCACAUCGUGUGCACUAUCUGCAGCGACCUGGUAAACCCGGCCGAGAGCCUAUACGUCACCAAGUGCGGUCAUCUCUUCCACCACCAGUGUCUCGCGCAAUGGAUCGAAAGAUCAAAAUCCUGUCCACAAUGUCGCAACAAGGUAACAGACCGGUGCAUGUUCCGCAUGUACCCAACGGUAUCCAACGAGAACUCCGGGGAAGAUGCGGCAACCCUGCAGUCGAGGCUAGAUGAUGCCAUGCUGCAGCUGCGCACGCAGAAGACGGAGCAGAGGGAACUGAUAGACAAGCUUGCUGCUGCCACGCAAGAUGCUAACAAAAAAGAGGAGCUCCUAAAAGCGGCAGAGAAGCGACUAGUGAGCAGAGAGUCCGCCGUGUCAGCGCUGCGGGAACAGCUAGAGUACGUCAAGAUACAAAACAAGGAGACACAGCGGCUGAAGGAAGAGAAUGAGGGGCUCAAGAAGAAUAUGCAGACUCUCAAAGGGCUCCAGAAGGUGCUGAACGCGACGGCGGGCGAGGUGGAGGCCACGCUGCGCGGCUACUCCGACCUGCGCACGCUCGCCACCUUCGCGGCCGCGCUCAAACGUGCACUGUGUGACUCGGAGUCCAAGAAACGCUCGUGCCGGGAACUGCAGCACAGCGCUGAACAACGGCUGGCCGCCAUGCGCGUCAGAUAUGAAGACCUGCAGGCGAAGUUUGGGCAAGUGCAAGAGAACCUAACCAACAUGGAGCGCAAAUACGAAGCGUUACAACACAAGCGGAAAGCGAGCGGCGAAGCGGAGCCGCGCGACGCCAAGCAGGCGCGCCCAGACUCCGCCUCCGCGCCCGCCCCCGUCCCCGCCUCGUCGCCCGCCCCCGCCCCCGCCUCCUCGCCCGCCCCCGCCCCCGCCUCCUCGCCCGCCUCCGCCUCCGCCUCCGCCUGCUCCACGCCCAGGCUAAGCAGCAGCUUCAACGAUGCCGCCGUUGACAUCGCUACUAACAAGGAAGAUAGCUUUAAUACGGCUGUGCGACGUAUCGUACAGUCGGCCUCUCCCUACCUGAACCUGAAGCAGAGCGGCCCCGCGCUGGCCACUAUACAUCAGUGGAGGCCUGUGCCGGCCAAUCUAAAGCCGUCCGAGUUCGCGAUCCUCCGGAGCGCGCCAACUAGCAUCUUCCACAAGCCCGCCCCCCUGGAGCCCCCCCGCGACGAGUUCAACACGGCCUUCACCUCCCCCUCCCGCUCCCCCGCCCCCGCUCCCGCCCCCUCCCCUCCCCCGUACGACGGGCUGGGCGGGCACGGCCGCCCCGACACCUUCCCCGCGCCCCUCCCCCUCCCCCACCCCCACCCCCACCCCCGCCACAGGGUGCCCAAGCUCACCAGCAAGCACAAGCUCAAGAGGUUCAACUCGGCCGGCAGUCGGGACAUAUCGCAGAUGUUCGCCGGCCUACGGGACAAGGACUGAGGCGUAACUACCCAAAACUGGUACAUCUACAAGUAGCAGUAGCUGUUCAAAAUUAUUUAAAUACAAACUAGUGUCUGUAGAUCAUUUUAGACACCUGCCUCGCUUAGCCAUUUCUGUCGCUGACUGUACUAAAAGCAACACAGUGAUCUGAAAAUGGAUAUCUUAUGACUUGGCAAUAAAGUUUGCGAAUAAUCAGUUAAAGGUAUUGAUUAUGAUACAUUAGUAAAGCCUGGCCAGUAAUAUAUGAUCACGCGCCAUAUUGCGGAAUUUCAUUAUUACUAAAUUGUUCAUACUAAUCUGAACUGUCACCCUCUACAUGAGAAUAACAGCACCCUCUUCACAAUGAUCACAUAUUUCUGGUCGGGCUUUACAUAAUUAAAACUCACAUCACAAACAUUAACCCCCUUAUUCAUAAACGGUGUACUAAAGUUACGAUGCCGCUAAUAAUCGUUUGUCCCUUUCCGACGUAUUGGUAUGAUGGAAAGGGACAAACGAUUAUUAGCGGCAUCGUAACUUUAGUACACGUUUAUGAAUAAGAGGGUAAAUUUUCAAAUCAUUACUUACUGGACACUUUAUAACGUCCUUUCGGCCACAUUGUAACUUGCACUUCUUUUUUAUUUUCCCUUUGUGUAUAUAAAGAAUAUUCAAGCAAAUAAUAAUGUUGUUUUUGCGACUUGUUAACAAUAUUUUGUUGUAUUAUACCUAGUUAAGGCUACCUCAAUUUUGAUGUUAAUCUUGCAUAUUAUCCAAGAUAAAAUAACACUGAUUUUGUAGAAUAUGUACAGACGACCACCAGCAGUGCUGUGUUGUUACUGUUUAUAAACAUUAUAUUAAGAACAAUUGUUAAUAAGAAUCAAAUUUGAUUGAUUUGUUGUAUGUGGGCGGAUCAACUAUUUCUUGUAUCGAAUAAACUUUUUUUGCAAAAAAAUAAUGUUUUGUUUUUCCUCACAAUAUUAUUUAAUAUU
Molecule: messenger RNA, 2588 nt
Organism: Cydia pomonella (codling moth)
Lineage: Eukaryota; Metazoa; Arthropoda; Insecta; Lepidoptera; Tortricidae
Product: E3 ubiquitin-protein ligase TRAIP-like
Exons: 9
Coding region: 181-1623 (480 amino acids)
Source: RefSeq, a predicted model, not a curated record